GAUCUUCCAACAGAUAACUGUUCUCAGUCCCACUGGCAUGUUAUUACGAUACAAAAGUAGUUGAGGAGUUGAGCUUCUCAACCAAACCAUCUUAAAAUCUGUUACCAGACACCUCAUCCCACGUUAAAUCUCCUACUCAGUAAUUAACUAACACAUCCUUAAAAUAUUCCUUUUCGAUCUCUGAAUUUUGCACUCUUGUUUCUUCGUCUAGUCCUAGAUCUCUCUUCAUGGCUGGGUUUUUCUCACUUCUAAGGCGCCUCUAUCUCUCCCUUUACAAUUGGACCGUUUUGUUUGGAUGGUGUCAAGUUCUGUAUUUUGUUCUCAAAACGUUGAACGAAUCGGGUCAUGAGCAUGUUUACGAUGCAGCAGAAAAGCCUCUGCUUUUUUCUCAAACAGCUGCUGUGCUAGAGAUUCUUCAUGGUUUAGUAGGACUGGUGAGAUCUCCAAUAACAGCGACGUUGCCACAGAUAAGUUCAAGGCUGUUCUUGACUUGGGGCAUUUUAUGGAGUUUUCCUGAGACUCAGUCUCAUGUGCUUGUUACCUCCCUACUAAUCAGCUGGUCCAUCGCAGAGAUCAUUCGGUAUUCUUUCUUUGGAUUCAAAGAGACUUUUGGAUUUACUCCAUCAUGGCUUUUGUGGCUUAGAUACAGCAGCUUCAUAGUUUUGUAUCCAACAGGCAUAAGCAGUGAAAUUGGCCUAAUAUACAUCGCACUACCGUUCAUCAAGGCUUCUGAGAAGUAUUGCAUAAGGAUGCCAAACAAAUGGAACUCGUCAUUUGAUUACUUUUAUGCUGCCAUUGCUGCACUGGGAAUCUACGUUCCAGGUACUCCUCACUUGUAUACAUACAUGCUUGCACAGAGAAAGAGAGCUCUCUCCAAAUCCAAGAGAGAGUAAUGCAAUAUAUGUAGUUUACAUUGAUUUGGGGUCAAACUUAGGACAUACAUAGGUCAUGUCUUGGUUUGAAUCCACAUACAGAGGCACCUCGGAAACAAUUGAUUUUCUUGUUAAUGUGUAUCAUUGAAAGGCAGCAUGCCAGAGAUAGAUAAACUAAUGUAUUUGCUUUUCGGUAACAUGGUGCAGUGUAGCUUCCUAUAGUUGUCUGUUUCUCAAUCAUAUGCUAUAGAUGUUUAACAUCAAAUAAUAAAUCAGUGAGGUUUUUCUUUAGGGGAGACA
This is a messenger RNA of Vigna unguiculata (cowpea), 1172 nucleotides long. It is a transcript of the gene PAS2, whose product is annotated as Protein-tyrosine phosphatase-like, PTPLA. Gene Ontology annotation, cellular component: endoplasmic reticulum membrane. NCBI's taxonomy places the organism in Eukaryota, Viridiplantae, Streptophyta, Magnoliopsida, Fabales, Fabaceae. Gene Ontology annotation, molecular function: 3-hydroxyacyl-CoA dehydratase activity. Gene Ontology annotation, biological process: very long-chain fatty acid biosynthetic process; sphingolipid biosynthetic process; fatty acid elongation. The record is from RefSeq and is a predicted model, not a curated record.